AUGUCUACCACUCAUGAUGGAUCACACAGGAACGCGGUUCACUCGUUACCCUUUUUUCGUACCUACGCAAGCAUACCUGCGAAAGACAUGAAUUUGCAGUUCUAUCAGAGCGCAGGCUACGUCCCGCCAGGCGGUUCUAAACCAGAAGAGCGCAAACAACAAGACCAAUGGAACAAACAUGAGCAAUCAUCAAUGAGCGACAUCCCAGAGAACCGCACUACGCGAAAGCGCGCAGACUCGCAUCAACCUCCUUCUCACGCUGAUCAGGCUCACUUGCGGCCGUCGUACGAUUAUGACGAGCGGCCCAGGCGAUUUUCAAGCGCGGAUUAUGGAUCCCGGUUAAGUGGGAAUUUCAACGCGCCGACUGAGAUUGAGCUAGAGCGUGAAAAAGAGAACAGGAAGAGUUUGAAGGGCGUGGAGAAAUUGAGGAGCAAGGUUAAGAGAUUGGUUGGAACAUGA
Molecule: messenger RNA, 459 nt
Organism: Parastagonospora nodorum SN15
Lineage: Eukaryota; Fungi; Ascomycota; Dothideomycetes; Pleosporales; Phaeosphaeriaceae
Exons: 3
Coding region: 1-459 (152 amino acids)
Source: RefSeq, a predicted model, not a curated record